AUGCGCGAGUUCAUGAACUACAUCACCAAUGCCUUCUACGGCGCAACGGGGUGGAACGAAGACAACAAGUACAACGAGCUGAAUGCGACAUCUAGAGGUGCGAUCCUAACAGUGUCGGUGGACCUCCUGCAUUGGUACCUGGAGACUAAUACAAAGACUCAUGAACUAGAACUUAUCGACUUUCCUCUUCCCCGUGGCUUGCGCCUGACCCUUUCCUCGCUCGCAACACCCCAUUUUGCGACAAGCUACCAACUCGGCAGUGUUGGCGUCGUCGACGGCUCUAUAUCAUACCUACAUAGCUCCAUUCCCCUGACCCAUAUUGCCGCCCAGUCCGACAAGAUCCCGCUUCCCGCUCUCCUACGAUGUUACCGCCGUCUACACGACCUUCGCUCGCCCGGCCAACAACACUACAUACUCGAUGCCGACCCGUUGUCCGGACUGCCGCCAUCACCACAAAGCGCACGAGCACUACUAGGCGCAGCAUCUGACGCCGCUGUGGCUGGUGGGGCGCUGGAUGGAGGGAGUACAGAUCAGGAUCUAGGCAUAUACACACACUCUCUUCUAUACGGCCGUCUGUAUCUGCCCAAAUCACUGCUCGAGGGUAUGAUUAUCAAGCGCUUUACCCAGGCGCUUCAGCUCCAAGUAAGAGCCGUCAGUGAGCAGUCCUUAAGGAAUGGCGGGACCAUCCUGGGCUUGGUGCAGUAUGACAAGGGCAAGUAUGGUCUCGAAGGUCUUUACUCGACCGACGGUGGUCUGCUGGGUUUUCGUGGUCUUUAUAACUUUGGCGGCGACGCCUCUUCCUCGACCUGUGAUCCCUGGACACCUACGCCAGGAGAGAACAACAACAACAACAAUAACAACAACAAUAACAACGGAAAUGCCCAGGCCGGCGAGAAGGAGCGCAUCUACGGUCGCUUCAGCGUCGGCGGAGAGCUCUACUACGGAACCCUCAACAAAUCCGGCGGCAUGUCGCUUGGCGCACGUUUUGCCACCCUACCAGCACACCGUGGGACACCCCUCACCGCAACCCUAACCAUAAACCCACUUAUGGGCAACAUCAAUGCCACAAAGAACGACGAGUACAAGGGGGUCCUAAAAGCUCGCCUUGACAACAACCUUCGCAUGGGGUUGCUGUGGGAAGGAAGAGCCAAGUCCCUUAUUUUCAGUAUAGGAACGGGGAUCGAUCUGCAUAAAUUGGGUGAGCCCUUUAGGAGCCUUGGCCUUGAGGUUCAGUACUCCUCUUGA
This is a messenger RNA of Neurospora tetrasperma FGSC 2508, 1245 nucleotides long. RefSeq lists its product as uncharacterized. Bases 1 to 1245 code for a protein of 414 amino acids. The transcript has 2 exons. The record is from RefSeq and is a predicted model, not a curated record. Gene Ontology annotation, cellular component: SAM complex; ERMES complex. NCBI's taxonomy places the organism in Eukaryota, Fungi, Ascomycota, Sordariomycetes, Sordariales, Sordariaceae. Gene Ontology annotation, biological process: phospholipid transport; establishment of mitochondrion localization; mitochondrial outer membrane translocase complex assembly.